UCCGACCAGAAAAAAAUCAUUACCCCACUACAGCUGCCACCCCUCUCCGACGACAUCCCUGUCCUUAUCUUCUCUGACUGGAUUUCUUUCGGUCCAAAGACCCGUUCCUUCCUUUCCUUUCCCACUCUUUACCUUGUAAACCACAGAUCACUUUCACCUGGUCUCUGUAUUCCCGAGGAUCGACUUUCGUAUCUGCUGGUUCACUGCGCAGGUGCCUUUCAAAGCAACCUCAAAAUUUGGGGGUUCUCUCCACCUUUCCUUGUUUGUCUGUGA
This is a messenger RNA of Penicillium samsonianum, 273 nucleotides long. RefSeq lists its product as uncharacterized. The transcript has 2 exons. The record is from RefSeq and is a predicted model, not a curated record. The annotation marks the transcript as partial. Lineage: Eukaryota; Fungi; Ascomycota; Eurotiomycetes; Eurotiales; Aspergillaceae.